CAUUCUUACACAAUUGGCACAACAACACUAAGAACCUUUAUUCUAUUCUCUUUUGCAUAUAUCUAGUUAAUACAUUCAUUCUCAAAAUGUCUAGAGGGAACAAAGUCACAAUUGCUGCCUUUGCUAUGAUGAUUUGCAUUUUGCCGCAAAUCAACAUUUCAUAUGCAGAUACAUUUUCUGCAGGUGAUGCUAAUGGUUGGGGUUUUAGCUUGAAUGGCUGGCCUAAUGGCAAGGCUUUCAAGGCUGGCGAUGUUAUUGAAUUUAAAUAUCCAGUUGGGGUACACAAUGUUGUGAAAGUGGACAAAGCAGGAUUUGACUCUUGCAGUGGUGCUGGAGGACAAGUUUUUAGUUCUGGAGAUGACAAAAUAACCCUUGCACAAGGAACAUCGUACUUCAUUUGUACCAUCGGACCACAUUGUGCUAAUGGUGUCAAGGCUGCUGUUACCGCCAAUUAAUUUAUUUCAUUUCUAGCUGAAUAGUUGUACGUUGAAGUACCAAUGAUAUGUAAUGUUUUAUUUCACGGUAUAUAUAGAUGUGUUUUUAAGGUGCUUGAAUAAAAAAAAAAUCAGCAUAAAC
Molecule: messenger RNA, 576 nt
Organism: Capsicum annuum
Lineage: Eukaryota; Viridiplantae; Streptophyta; Magnoliopsida; Solanales; Solanaceae
Product: basic blue protein
Exons: 2
Coding region: 87-455 (122 amino acids)
Cellular component (GO): plasma membrane
Molecular function (GO): electron transfer activity
Source: RefSeq, a predicted model, not a curated record